ACCUCACCACCGCUGCCCUCACCUCCAUGGGUCUUAUAGCCUUUUAUGCCUACUAUCCCAUGUCUUUGGUCCUCGACCACUGUGAGAAGUCCGGCCGCUUCUGCGAACUCGCUGCCGACGUCUUAGCCAUCUCCAAGAAGACGCCACGGAGGGACUACUCUUUAGAGCCUUCCGAGAAUGGCAUACUACCUGAAAUACAGGCUCCACCAGCAACAAGGAAGAUGCUAAAAGGCCUAAUCUCCAGAUAUUGGGUGUUUGGCAACAAAUCCAAUGCGAACAUCCUCAAAAGCCUCAUAUCGGAUGAGGGAUGUGAACAAGGGUGUGUUCUCUACAAGGAACUUGAUCCUGAGGAUUAUUCUUCGGUCUCUAUACGUGAUCUUGUGUGGCUUCUUUGCUGCGAUGCUGCCUUUUUUCCGAGACAUAAACGCUGUGGUUCGACUUCAUGCUCCCGAUGCUCCUCUACAAGCCAACGAGAUCAUCGGCUGCGUUCACAUGUGUGGGGGAAUUCUCAUCUGUGGAGGAAACUAGUUGGAGAUGUUGCUGGGUUCAAGCUUUUUAGCAGCGAUGUUGUUGAUUGAAUUGAUGACUAUAGCUCAAAACCCUCCAAAAAGAUGUGUAUGCCGCUUUAAUAGCCUCAAGCACACAGUAUACUUUAGUAAAUGACAAAAGAA
Molecule: messenger RNA, 671 nt
Organism: Salvia hispanica
Lineage: Eukaryota; Viridiplantae; Streptophyta; Magnoliopsida; Lamiales; Lamiaceae
Molecular function (GO): DNA binding
Source: RefSeq, a predicted model, not a curated record